GUUCCUUUUGCAGGAGGAGACGCUUCUUCGGGCCCUCUGGGAUGUUCCGCCCCCUGGCUCGGAGCAGGCGCAGAGACCAACAUCGAGUCACUGCUACCUCUCCUUCUUGACGCUAGAGCUGACCCGCAACGCUGGCUUGGAAGACUCUGCCCGCGCAAAGGAGCGUGAGAGGUAUGGAAGUGUCAAGCAGGGCGCGCUCAAAGCCUCCCAUGACAUCAUGGCACCGGUGCAGAGAAGCUUGGCAUUAGGAG
Molecule: messenger RNA, 251 nt
Organism: Symbiodinium necroappetens
Lineage: Eukaryota; Dinophyceae; Suessiales; Symbiodiniaceae
Source: the annotation of a GenBank genome assembly